Chiroxiphia lanceolata (lance-tailed manakin) is the source of this 554-nucleotide messenger RNA. It is a transcript of the gene RPL26L1, whose product is annotated as ribosomal protein L26 like 1. Gene Ontology annotation, biological process: ribosomal large subunit biogenesis; cytoplasmic translation. Gene Ontology annotation, cellular component: ribosome; cytosolic large ribosomal subunit. The record is from RefSeq and is a predicted model, not a curated record. The coding region runs from base 75 to 512 and encodes 145 amino acids. The transcript is spliced from 4 exons. Gene Ontology annotation, molecular function: structural constituent of ribosome; RNA binding. NCBI's taxonomy places the organism in Eukaryota, Metazoa, Chordata, Aves, Passeriformes, Pipridae.
GGUGCCGCUCCCGGAAGCGGAAGCGCCUGUGGCUCCUUUUCCGGGCGGGCAGCGCGGCGGCGGCAGCGGGCAAAAUGAAGUUCAACCCGUUCGUGACCUCGGACCGCAGCAAGAACCGCAAGCGGCACUUCAAUGCCCCUUCCCACAUCCGCAGGAAAAUCAUGUCCUCGCCCCUGUCCAAGGAGCUGCGGCAGAAGUACAACGUGCGCUCCAUGCCCAUCCGCAAGGACGACGAGGUCCAGGUUGUCCGGGGACACUACAAAGGGCAGCAGAUUGGGAAGGUGGUCCAGGUGUACAGGAAGAAGUACGUGAUCUACAUCGAGCGUGUGCAGCGGGAGAAAGCCAACGGCACCACUGUCCACGUGGGGAUCCACCCCAGCAAGGUGGUGAUCACCAGGCUAAAGCUGGACAAGGAUCGCAAGAAGAUCUUGGAGCGUAAAGCGAAGUCCCGCCAGGUUGGGAAGGAGAAGGGCAAGUACAAAGAAGAAACAAUUGAAAAGAUGCAAGAAUAGAUGGUUCCUGUUUGACACCAUUAAAAAACUGCUAAAACUCAA